Molecule: messenger RNA, 2016 nt
Organism: Boleophthalmus pectinirostris (great blue-spotted mudskipper)
Lineage: Eukaryota; Metazoa; Chordata; Actinopteri; Gobiiformes; Gobiidae
Gene: kbtbd4
Product: kelch repeat and BTB (POZ) domain containing 4
Exons: 6
Coding region: 324-1895 (523 amino acids)
Molecular function (GO): protein binding
Source: RefSeq, a predicted model, not a curated record
UGGGACACGUUUGUGGAGAGUGUAAAGUGUUGUGUUGUUCUUGGCCUGACAGCGAGCGCUCGGGGGAUCGGUUCGUGUUUUUUCUGCGGUGAGUCUCAGAAAGACUCGGGGAAUAAUGUGAUUUUUAGUUUGUAUUAUUUGUAACACAGAGACAAAGAUCAGAAAAUACAACAAGAAAUAAAACUGUGAACUCCAGAAGUGCACACACAUCUAUCUGUGAAACGACAAAAAAAAAUUUACUGUAGGAGACAGAAUUCCAGAUUUGAAAUGAUCCAGAUGAUUCUAGUGAAGUUGGAAUAUGAAAACAAAACUCGACUCCAGAGAUGGAGUCCAUCGAGGAGGGGGCCCUCGGCGUGGGGGGCUCUGUGGGAGAGGAGAACUACUUCCUGGGCUACACCUUCACAGAUCGCUCCCACUCCAGCCGCGUGGUGAAGAACAUCAUGGACCUGUGUCUGGAGGACGGUCUGUUUGCCGACGUCACCAUCGUGGUGGACGGGAAACAGUUCCACCUGCACCGCCUCGUCCUGUCGGCCCAGAGCAGCUUCUUCAGGUCCAUGUUCACGUCGAACCUCCGGGAGUCGCACGACCGCACCAUCGAGCUGAAGGACGUGAGCUCCUCCGUGUUCCAGCUGCUCGUGGACUACAUCUACCACGGCACCAUCAGGCUGAGGGUGGAGGACCUGCAGGACACGUACGAGAUGGCCGACAUGUACCAGCUCACGGCUCUGUUCGAGGAGUGCUCCCGCUUCCUGUCCAGAACCGUGGAGGUCAAGAACUGUCUCCAGGUGAUGUGGCUCGCCGACCGUCACAGUGACCAGGAGCUCUACACGGCGGCAAAACACUGCGCCAAGAUCCACCUGGUCCAACUGCACCAGACCGAGGAGUUCGCCAAUCUGCCCUUCUGCCUCCUCCUGGACAUCAUCAAAGACGGAGUCCCCAGCUCCCAGAAUCCCACAGUCGCCAUCGAGUCGUGGAUUAACCACAACAAAGUGGAGAGAGAGGAGUUCUCUUCUGUUCUGAGAGAAAACCUGAAGGAGAUCGGGGAGAACGUGCACAUUUACCUGAUCGGUAAAGAGGAGACCCGGACUCACUCUCUGGCCGUGUCUCUUCACUGCGACGAGGACGACGCCAUCAGCGUGAGCGGCCAGAACAGCCUGUGUCACCAGAUCACGGCGGCGUGCAAACACGGCGCCGACCUGUACGUGGUGGGCGGGUCCAUCCCCCGCCGCAUGUGGAAGUGUAACAUGCACACGAUGGACUGGGAGCGCUGUGCCCCUCUGCCCCGAGACCGACUGCACCACACCAUGGUGUCUGUGCACAACCACGACGUCAUCUACUCUCUGGGAGGGAAGACGCUGCAGGACACGCUGUCCAACGCCGUCAUCUACUACACGGUCAAAGACAACAUGUGGACAGAGACCGGCUCCCUGGACACCGCCGUGUCCGGCUCGGCGGGCGUCAACCUAGGGGGCACCAUCUACCUGCUGGGAGGAGAGGAGAACGACAUGGACUUUUUCACCAAACCUUCUCGUCUGAUCCAGUGUUUCGACACGGCGGCUCAGAAGUGUCACAUUAAAGCGUACGUGCUGCCGUUCGCGGGCUGCAUGCACGCCGCCGUGCACAUGGACGUCAUCUUCAUCGUGGCCGAGGGAGACUCUCUGGUCUGUUAUAAUCCGCUCUUAGAAAGCUUCACCCGCCUGCGCUUCCCGGAGGUGUGGAGCUGCGUGCCGUCGCUGUGGAAGGUGGCCAGCUGUAACGGCUGCAUUUACGUGUUCAGGGACAAGUGUAAGAAAGGAGACGCCAACACGCUCAAGUUCAACCCGGCCACGUCCGUCGUCACCGUCAUCAGAGGAAUCAAAAUCCUGCUCACAAACUGGCAGUUCGUCCUGGCCUGAGGUCCCUGUGACGGACGCGCGGGUCACAUGACGCAGGGCCCUGUUUACUCAGCUGGUGUCCCCCCUGCCCCCCCCUCCCCCGGAACAACCCCCCCUCCCCUGCUCAUCUCCCCCUCCCCCG